Paramecium octaurelia is the source of this 306-nucleotide messenger RNA. NCBI's taxonomy places the organism in Eukaryota, Ciliophora, Oligohymenophorea, Peniculida, Parameciidae. The record is from the annotation of a GenBank genome assembly.
AUGACUACCUGCAUAGGGCCUAAAGUUAAGUUUGAAUUACUACAAAACAAAAAAGCUUAGUUUCCUUACACACAUGACUAUGAAUAUUAAGAUUCCAUGCAGUAAUUGGUGGAGAAGAGAGUGAGUUUUGCAGAUUCUUCUAUAGUAUUCCUGCAUUACUCAGAAGAAGAAAUAUUUAAUUUCAGGUAGAGACUGAAAUCUUAGCUACAAUAAGAGCAAAUAAGGCCUGUAUUCUUAAAUCCUUCAUUAUAUGACUCAAGUUUAUAAAAUAAGACAAGAUCAUGCUUUAAACCAGUUGAAUUUUGA